Molecule: messenger RNA, 396 nt
Organism: Erythranthe guttata (spotted monkey flower)
Lineage: Eukaryota; Viridiplantae; Streptophyta; Magnoliopsida; Lamiales; Phrymaceae
Product: pectinesterase inhibitor-like
Biological process (GO): negative regulation of catalytic activity
Molecular function (GO): pectinesterase inhibitor activity
Source: RefSeq, a predicted model, not a curated record
AUGGCUUCUUCUCUUCAUGGCCUCGGAUUUGAUUCUCUGAGCCUCGCAGUUUUCAGAGCGAAAACGUCAGCGAAUGUAUUUAAUUCAAUAAUGCUUAGAAAUAAAGAUCUUCAACAGAAACAAAAGGACAUAUAUAAGGCAUGUCGUCAUAAUUAUGUGGUGGCCAUUAAAAGCCUAGGUGACGCAAAAACUGCAUGGAACGAAAAAAAGUAUUCCUUAGCGACAAAGAGUAUCGAAGUUGCACAACAUAUACCGAUUUCUUGUGAGAAGGCACUAGUUGAAGCGCCAAAUUUUCAAGCUAAACGAGCAAAUGAAAUGUCGGAUAUUAUUUUCGACAUUCCUCUUGUUGUAGCAAAGGAGAUGGAAAAUAAUGGACAUAAGACCGAGGAUGAAUGA